UUUAGUGUAGUUUUCGUGAUAUACAGAAGCGGCACGAUGGAGCUGCCUCCAUUGUCGAUUGAAGCCAAACGGUUGUUGGUGUUGAAAACAAUCCUACACGACCCGGCGGCGGCUGAUCUACGGCUUUCGCUGUUCGUUUCGGCUGCCCGAUCCUUCCGGUACGAUUCCUGUCUACAGCCAUUUCCACCAGAUUUCAUGCAAAACAAUGAGAAAUGUAUUGAUCAGCUGUGUCAAGUGCUUGAUACUGUACCGUCGGUAGCGGAUCUUCCAGCAGGGCUUCACACGCUCGGCGAACAGACGAUAGGUCUGUUGCACUGGAUCCUUUGUCGACAGGCCCGUCCUGCACUGCGUACCGUACCGAAGCCCCAGUUCGAUGAAGUACUCAGCAAAUGUCCCUGCUACGCCAAAUAUGCCGUGCCUAACCACAUCUUCGAAGUGCUAUACCGGGAAAAUAAUUCCAGUGAACGAGCAUUUCAGGAUCAUGCGACAGAAUAUCGAACGCGACAUGCAUUUCACGGCAGUAGACUAUUCAACUUCCACUCCAUACUGCACUACGGUCUGCAGCAACACCUUAACAAAGUAUCCCUGUUCGGUGAGGGCAUCUAUCUGUCCGCGGAGCUGCAGGUGAGCCAAAUGUUUUCGCCGAAUGGCUCCGGUUGGAACAAAUCCAUCCUGGGGACACAAUUGGCCUGCAUUGCGCUCUGUGAGUACGUCGACAAUCCGAACUAUGUCAAAAGUCAAGAAGAUACACCACCCUCGGCUGACGAUGGAAGGACACCCGCCACAGGCACCAACGACGGUUCAUCAAUCAUGACCGCCUCGCUGACUGGCAACGGAAGCAUCCCGGAACGUUAUAUUCUAGUAAAGAACAACGAACUGGUGCAAAUACGCUAUUUGCUACUGUAUGGAACCACCAAAGAUAACAACACCACUGCCGUACCGGGCGGACCACAGUCGACGGCAGACGCCUUGUACGCGCUACCGGCCAGACCGCCCCCGUACCAGUUGCGCCAUCCACCGAGUCGAUUCAUUCAGUGGAUCGCCAACAACAAAGGUUUCGUGCUGAUCGGUGGAUACGUUGGGUUGCUCCUGAUUGUCGGGUUUAUCAACAGUCGAAAUGCACAUUUCGUGAAGGAAAUGUUUCUGCAGAAGCUAAACCAUGUGUACAAUGCGGUGCUAGGCUAUCGUGGUAAAGAGUAGCAGAAACUACCGGAAGCUAACUGC
Molecule: messenger RNA, 1224 nt
Organism: Anopheles maculipalpis
Lineage: Eukaryota; Metazoa; Arthropoda; Insecta; Diptera; Culicidae
Product: protein mono-ADP-ribosyltransferase PARP16-like
Exons: 3
Coding region: 37-1200 (387 amino acids)
Biological process (GO): endoplasmic reticulum unfolded protein response
Cellular component (GO): nuclear envelope; membrane; endoplasmic reticulum tubular network
Molecular function (GO): kinase binding; protein serine/threonine kinase activator activity; NAD+ poly-ADP-ribosyltransferase activity
Source: RefSeq, a predicted model, not a curated record